This is a messenger RNA of Mobula hypostoma (lesser devil ray), 3383 nucleotides long. Its product is annotated as histone H3-like centromeric protein A. Lineage: Eukaryota; Metazoa; Chordata; Chondrichthyes; Myliobatiformes; Myliobatidae. The transcript is spliced from 5 exons. Gene Ontology annotation, cellular component: nucleosome. The coding region runs from base 107 to 619 and encodes 170 amino acids. Gene Ontology annotation, molecular function: protein heterodimerization activity; DNA binding; structural constituent of chromatin. The record is from RefSeq and is a predicted model, not a curated record.
CUGCGGGCCCCGAGUCGCGCUCGCUCGCUCGGUGGAGGCUCGGGACGGCGGUGACGGUGAGGGGAGAGCGGCGGGGAUCGGGGCGGCCGUGACGGUAGCAACAAUAAUGAGUGGGCGACCUCGCGGAACAGCCAAGCGGAGGGGCGCAGCACCCAAGCGAAGAUCACCGCUGAGAUUAUCGCCGGCAAGGCCACCACAAAGGUUGCCGAGGUCUCCCAGAAGGUCACCAAGGGCAGAACAAGAGAGUCCCCGUGGGAGACCGUCCAUUAGCCCCAGAGCCCCACAAAGGCCGCGACCAGCUGCCUCACGUCGGAGGUUCCGCCCGGGCACCAGGGCCUUGAAGGAGAUACGCCAAUAUCAGAAAUCAACAAAUUUGUUGAUAAGCAAGCUGCCAUUUAGCAGAGUGGUUCGUGAGGUGGCUUCUCGGUUCACAAGAGGUGCCGAUUUCAGAUGGCAAGCAAACGCUUUGUUGGCACUGCAGGAGGCAGCCGAGGCGUUUCUGGUGCUGCUCCUGGAGGAUGCCUACCUCUGCACCUUGCAUGCCAGGCGAGUCACCCUGUUCCCCAAGGACAUACAGCUGGCCCGGAAGAUAAGGGGAAUCCAGGCAGGUUUGGGUUAACACAGCAGAACCCAGUAUUUUGCCCAGCUCUUUCCCUCCCUCCUUUGUGCACCUGUGCCAAGAAAACUUCUCUCACUUCUAACAAGGAGACAGGACUACUUACCGGAAGCGGUGGGAUAUAUGAACUGUGUUCUGCCACCUCGUUCCUGGGUGACUCUCUGACUGUACAGCGUUGUGGCAUGCUCAUUUUGAGUAGACGCUCAGAUAUUUUAAGCCUUUUUUAAAACUUUAAUUGUGCUGCAAAGUUCUUCUAAUUGGUUGAUGUCAGCAGCUGAUGACACAGUGCAUAUUAGCUGCCUUCAAUGUGUCUACUAGUAUGCAAACUGGCUAACAUUUCUUCGCCUCCCACUCUCUGAAAGCGAGCCAAGCUUACUGGACUGAGAUGUGUUUGUGGAGUAUAUAAGUUUAUGGAUCAGGCUGUGCUUGUGAUUGGGCAUGUGUAUCUCUAUCUCAUCCUCUCCUGAGCACAAACUUCACUGAGGUAAAUUAUCACACACUUGACUAAUAUGAAACUGCGGACUGUCGUCCGAAAUGAAUGUGAAAACAUGGAGUAUUUGGUAAAUCUAAAAGUGAUCAUUGGGGUGGGGGGGAGCCUUUAAUGAGCUGGCAAGGAGAUUAAUACUACCUUUUCCUCAUCAUACCCCAAAGAAUGAAUGCACCUAGCAGAGGAGGGGGAGCAAAGUAACUCGGGCCCUAUCUUGUCACUCCUCCAGUGAAGUUUCUGCACUUGUGCUGAGGAUGAGAUUAUCUAAGCUUUAUCAUGAACCAGAGGGGCAAAUCGGUAUUUGAUAAAGUUAAUGCUGACUGCUCCUGUCAUUAGUAGUUCCAGCCAACAAGAAACUGGCCAUAGGGAGCUCCUAGCCAAUGAAAGCAUUGGGUUUGCACUCCCUAGAUUUUUUUUCCUCAAGCUUUAAGAGCUGGUUUUAAUUAUUUUCCCUUUACUUUUGGUAUGUAAUGGAUUUUACUCAAUUUCUUAAACAAAUAUACAUUUAUGAUGGUUAAGUUUCCAUACCUUUGCAGGCAGAAGGAUAGCCCCAUUGGUAGUGUAGGGACUUGUACUGAUCUGCCCUACCAUGACACCUUCAUGGUGGGACCAGAGUAGUUGAAGGUUGAGACUUUGUUCCAACCCCAACAUGUGCUCCCCUGACGUUGUACAGCCCUAUACGUUUCUCGGGAGCCUUCUCUAGUUAUUAUUGCCUGGUGACUUAAAUCUUUUGGAAAUACAGGGGAGAUUUGGAUAGAAAGUGAAAUAUUAAUCAUCUUGUAGGCUUUAUUUUAAAGAUUUAUUCAGGGAGACUCUUUGUAACUCAGUUAUUCUCCUCUGAAGUAGCUUUUUGAUUAACAUAUUGGCUAAAAUGUCCCAAGCCAAGUGAUUUUAAAUAUUAGCUUCAUCUAUGUUUCCUUGUAGUAAUUGUUUUAAAUCACUCAGUUAAUCCUUUUAAAAUUUAAACUAUUUUUACAAGCAUUUUCUAUUGGCUUUUCGAAACCAUCUCAUAAGAAACCUUCCUCUGGUCAAAGAACGGCCAUAUUUUCACCCAAACUCUGCUGCCUUACAACUCUGUGAAUGGUAUGGUAGAUUGCAGGAAAAACUGAAGACAUAAUGUGAUUACUUGUUACAUAACAAAUAGAGCAAUUAUGCCAGAUGCUGAGGUGGAGAAGAUUGCUUUAAUUUCUAAUUAUCCUUCCCACUUCAGGGCUGGCUUCUCUCUGUGUACCACCUCAUUCAAUGUGUGCUUGAGGGAAAGGAUGAGGGGGAGGGCUAUGGACUUUUACCUGUUUAGAUUUUUAAAAAUUGUAGUCCAUUUAAAACAGUCAUUACUACAUAUAUAUUUUCCUCUCUUGUGUUGUCCAUGGCCUAUUGCCAGAUCUGAAGCACUAUUGCUUAAUAGUCAUACAUAAAUUAUGCAAAGCUCCAAACUUUCCAAGGUGUAGAUCUUCUGGCCCUUCAUGCAUGUGCUGGCUCUUUGAAAGAGAUUAGCACCAGUACCCUGCAUUUAGCCUGCAAACUUAUCUGUUGAGCAUGAAUCUUGUAUAUAUCACCACGGGUACACAGAUCUCAUUUAAUGGUGCUCCAGUUAUACCACAGAAUUCUCUUUUUUCUCUCCCUGGAAAAUAUGAAGCAAGGUCAAACUUACUGGCUGGGUCAGGAAGGUAGGAAGACCAGCUAGAAGUUCAGAAGGGUAUCGGUCCAUGUGUUACUUCUUACUUACUGACCAUUAUGCCACUGCUGUUUAGGGCAGCAAUGAAGGUCCUCCAUCUCUCUCUGUCCUUGGUCACUCAGAUGUAGAAGGCUUUUUUGUUGCUGUUUCCACAAAAAUUUGUUUGACCAGUCAGGGUUGUUAGCCCUGAGCUGAACCCCUGAACCUGGAGGACCGGUGGAUCACUCUUAGUCUAGUCUCUACCCUUUGACCUGUUUGGCUUGGGUGACCCUACCAAGAGCCAAAGCAUAAAGUCCUGACUCCAGCCAGCAUUGCUCUCUGGGUCAUUGAGACAUGCAAGCCUCCAAACUCUACGACAAGUUUGUCCUCAUAGCCGACGUGUUACUUGUAUAAAGCACAGGUAUUGUAGAUCAUGACUUUUUCCAGUCACUAGCCCUAGAAGGUGGGAUCCUGCCAUGUACAAGAGAAAUGGAAUAAUGUGGAGCAUGUUUCCGAGAUUUGGGGUGGAAAAUAGUGUUUAAAUAAAACUGUUGAUAAUUAUGAUACAGGAAAAAUGUGGUUGAAUUUUCCUGCUACAAAAUGCAGUGAAAUAAAGGUUUGAGUAU